AUGGUUAUUGCUCAUCAUAUAGUGAACAAAAUAGCUGUCUAUUUGGGAGAUGGUGAUGGGACUUUUAUAAGUCAAACCAUAUAUUCAACAGGUUCCUACUCUAGUCCUUACAUGGUCACAGUUGGUGAUUUCAACAAUGACUACCGAUUGGAUAUUGCAGUAGCCAAUUUUGGCAGUAACAACAUUGGCAUCUUUCAUGGAUUCGGAAAUGGAUCUUUCGCAAGUCAAACAGAGCUUUCAACAGACUCAUCUCGUCCGAUAGCAAUUAUUGCCGUUGAUUUCAAUAAUGACUCACUACUUGAUAUUGCCACCGCCAAUUACGGAACUCACAGUAUUAGUAUAUUCUAUGGCAACAACGAUGGAAACUUUUGGUCUCCAAUUAUGUAUUCAACAGGUUAUGAUUCUCUUCCAUCUUCAUUAGCAGCUGGAGAUUUUAAUAACGACAACUAUUUAGACCUCGCUAUCGCCAAUUAUGGUACGAAUAAUGUUGGCGUACUUUUUGGAAAUAGUAACAGAAGUUUUGAAAAGCAAAUCAUUUUUUCAACUGACUAUGGUUCUCAUCCAUACUCAAUCGCUGUUGGCGAUUUCAAUCACGACGCACUUCUCGAUAUCGCGGUCGCUAAUCAUGGAACUACCCAGAUAGGUGUGUUUUUAAGUAAUGGUAAUAAAACUUUCACAAAUCAAACCACCUACUCCAUUGAUUCUGCUUCUCCAUACUCAAUUGGUGUCGGCGACUUCAAUCAAGAUAAUCGACUAGAUUUAGUCGUCACCAACAACGGCACCAACAAUAUAGGUGUAUUUCUUGGCUAUGGAAACGGCGCAUUUGCAAAGCCAUUGACGUAUUCAACCGGAUCUUUUUCCUCGCUCUCAUUUGCCAUAGGUGAUUUCAACAAGGACCAUCGAUUAGACAUUAUCGUCGUUAACAAUGACACUGAUAGCAUAGAUAUUCUCCUUGGUUACUUCGAGGGCUUUUUAAAUCAAAGAACGUAUUUAACUGGCUUCAACCCUCUCUCUGUGAUUGUUGGUGAUUUCAACAACGAUGCCCAACUGGAUAUUGUUAUCACCAAUAGUGAUAACAAUACAGUGAGUGUUCUUCUAGGAUAUGGUAAUAGCUCAUUUACAAAUCAGAUGACGUAUUUAACUGGUACUUACCCAUACUGUGUAGCUGUUGGUGAUUUCAACAAUGACACCAAACUGGAUAUUGUUGUCACCAAUAGUGGUAACAAUACGGUGAGUAUCCUUCUUGGAUAUGGUAAUGGCUCUUUUGCAAAUCACAUGACGUAUGCAACUGGCUUUCAACCAUCGUCUGUAGCUGUUGAUGAUUUCAACAAUGAUAACCAACUGGAUAUUGUUGUCACAAAUACUGGUGAAGAUACGGUGAGUGUCCUUCUUGGAUAUGGUAAUAGCUCCUUUGCAAAUCAAAUGACGUAUUUAACUGGUGCUUACCCAUACUCUGUGGCUCUUGGUGAUUUCAAUAACGACACCCGACUGGAUAUUGUUGUCACCAAUAGUGGUGACAAUAUGGUUAGUAUCCUUCUUGGAUAUGGUAAUGGCUCUUUUGAAAAUCAGAGGACGUAUUUAACCGAGGCUUAUCCAUGCUCUGUAGCUGUCGGUGAUUUCAACAACGACGCCCGACUGGAUAUUGUUGUCGUCAAUCAGCAGAACGCUGAUGUGAGUGUUUUUCUUGGAUAUGGGGAUGGCUCUUUUGCAAACCAAGUGACGUAUUCAACUGGCUUUCGACCAUCCUCUGUAGUUGUUGGUGACUUCAACAAUGACACCCAACUAGAUAUUGUUGUCACCAAUAGUGGUAACAAUACGGUGAGUGUCCUUCUUGGAUAUGGGAAUGGCUCUUUUACAGAUCAAAUGAUGUAUGCAACUGGCUUGAAACCGCUUUCUGUAGCUGUUGGUGAUUUCAACAAUGAUACCCGACUGGAUAUUGUUGUUGCCAAUAGUGGUGACCAUAAUGCGAGUGUACUGCUUCAAUAUAACAGAGGAUCUCUCAAAAGCGAAAUCACCUACGCAUCUGGUGAUGGUUCUAGUCUACGAUGUGUUGCUGUCGGUGAUCUGAACAACGACACUCUACUAGAUAUCGUCGUUGCCAAUUACGGUACUAAUAAUGUAGGUGUCCUUCUUGGAUAUGGAAAUGGUACUUUCAGAAGUCAAAUGACGCUCAGUACUGGCUUGAAUUCUCACCCGGUGUCCGUCACCAUUUCUGACUUCAAUGGUGAUACUCAACUGGAUAUUGCUGUUGCUAAUUUUGGUAGGAAGAGUGUGGAAAUGCUUCUUGGAAAUGGGAAUGAAGCAUUCGCAAGUGAAAGAAGUUAUGAAAUUGAUUUCGGUUGCGCACCGUUAGUUGUCGCUUCUGGUGAUUUCAAUAAUGAUAGACGAUCAGAAAUUGUUGUUGCAUAUGAUGGCAGUGAUAAUGUGCAAAUACUUGUUGCAUACAACAAUAAAUCUUUCACGAAUAAAAUGGCGUAUUACACUGGCUCUAACCCACUGUCUGUAGUUGUUGCUGAUUUUAACAACGACACCCAACUGGAUAUUGUAGUCGUUAAUCAGGAGAACGAUAAUGUGAGAGUUCUUCUUGGACAUGGUGAUGGCUCUUUUGCAAAUAAAACGACAUACUCAACUGGCUCGAAUCCACUGUCUGCAGCUGUUGGUGAUUUCAACAACGACGCCCGACUGGAUAUUGUUGUCGUCAAUAAGGAGAACGAUGAUGUGAGUGUCCUUCUUGGAUAUGGCGACGGUUCAUUUACAGAUCAAAUGACGUAUUCAACUGGCUCGAAACCACUCUCUGUAGCUGUCGGUGAUUUUAACAGUGACGCUCGACUGGAUAUUGUUGUCACCAAUAGUGGUGGUAAUACGGUGAGUGUCCUUCUUGGAUAUGGCAAUGGCUCUUUUCCGAAUCAAAUGAUGUAUUCAACUGGCUUGUAUCCAUACUCUGUAGCUGUCGGUGAUUUCAACAACGACACUCAAUUGGAUAUCGUUGUCGCCAAUUAUCUUAACAAUAGUGUGAGUGUCCUUCUUGGAUAUGGUAAUGGGUCUUUUGCAGAUCAAAUGACGUCUUCAACUGGUGCUAAUCCAUGCUCUGUAGCCACCGGUAAUUUCAAUAACGAUACCCAACUAGAUAUUGUUGUCCCCAAUAGUGGUAACAAUACGGUGAGUAUCCUUCUUGGAUAUGGUAAUGGCUCUUUUGCAAAUCAAAUGACAUAUUUAACUGGCUACAAUCCAGUCUUUGUAGCUGUCGGUGAUUUCAACGACGAUGCCCAACUGGAUAUUGCCGUCACCAAUUAUGAUAGCGAUAGUGUAAGUGUCCUUCUUGGAUAUGGGAACGGCUCUUUUGCACAUCAAAAGGCGUAUUCCACUGCCUCUCGACCAUCCUCUUUAGCUGUUGGCGAUUUCAACAAUGACACCCAACUGGAUAUUGUCGUCACCAAUUCUGGUAGCAGCGAGGCGAGCAUACUUCUUGGAUACUCUAAUGAAGUUUUACUAAACCAAACGAUGCUCACAAGUGGCAACAAUUCUCGGCCAAGAGCGCUUGUCAUUGGCGACUUUAACAAUGAUGAUCGCAUGGAUAUUGGUGUUGCUGAUUCAGGCACCAACAGUAUUGGUAUUUUUCUCGGAUUGGGUAAUCUCGCUUUUGAAAAUACAAUUACUUAUGCAACUGGCUAUUCUCCAUGGUCUCUAGCUGCUGGUGAUUUCAACAACGACACUCGACUCGAUAUCGUUGUCGCCGAUAAUGAGAACAAUGAAGUGAAUAUCCUGCUUGGAAAUGGUAAUGGCUCUUUUGUAAAUGAAAUGAGAUAUUCAACUGGCCCGUUUUCUUCUCCACACUCUGUAGCUGUUGGUGAUUUUGAUAACGACAACAUCCUGGAUAUAGUCAUCGCUAGUUAUGGUACCAAUGAGCUCGGUGUGCUGCAUGGACAUGGCAAUGGCACGUUUUCAAGCCUGAUCUUAAUUUCAGUAAAUUACGGAUCCCAUCCAUCCUCUGUUGUUGUUGGUGAUUUCAAUAAUGACAAAAAACUAGAUUUUGCAGUGGCUAAUGAUGACACUGACAGUUUAAGUAUUAUGUUACAGAGUUGUUAG
Molecule: messenger RNA, 4086 nt
Organism: Rotaria sp. Silwood2
Lineage: Eukaryota; Metazoa; Rotifera; Eurotatoria; Philodinida; Philodinidae
Source: the annotation of a GenBank genome assembly